AGAGACUAAUGAAUGAUUUUUGAGAACACAUGCACAGAUAUGGUACCUAUUUGUAAUAAAAAAACACAUGAAAAUGUUUGAGUUCUUUCUUUGACUGCUAUCAAACCAAAGCAGCAAAAUACAGAAAACAAACAACAAAUCCAAAGUAGACUCCUGGUCCCCCAAUCUCAGUAACCCAUCAUGCUCAGCUAGUUAAACCCCAAGUUUGGGCUUUUAUUGUUAUGAUCAGAUGUUUUAAUUACAAGCCCUCCACUCAUUUUGAUUCUUUUUGUCAAGGUAGGAUUUUUGAAGCACCCCGUGUUUUUAAUCAGUUUGAGCGUAACAGCCAAUGGCUUCAGUUAGUGUAGUUCCCACAUUGGGAACAAAAGAACCUAGUGAAAACAGUGCUGGUGUUGAUAGGCUUCCCGAAGAGAUGAAUGACAUGAAAAUUAGGGAUGACAAGGAAAUGGAACCAGCCAUAGUUGAUGGUAAUGGGACGGAGACUGGGCACAUUAUCGUGACAACUAUUGGUGGUAGAAAUGGCCAACCAAAGCAGACAAUUAGCUAUAUGGCUGAGCGAGUUGUUGGGCAAGGAUCAUUUGGAGUAGUUUUUCAGGCAAAAUGUCUAGAGACUGGUGAAGCGGUUGCAAUCAAAAAGGUUCUUCAGGACAAGAGGUACAAAAACCGGGAGUUGCAAACCAUGCGUGUUCUCGAUCACCCAAAUGUUGUCUCGCUUAAGCAUUGCUUCUUUUCAACGACGGAAAAGGAAGAGCUCUAUCUUAACCUGGUAUUAGAGUUCGUCCCAGAGACUGUUCACCGGGUGAUCAGACACUACAACAAGAUGAAUCAAAGAAUGCCUAUGAUUUACGUGAAACUUUAUAGUUACCAGAUUUUGAGAGCACUGGCUUACAUUCAUGGCAGUAUUGGAGUAUGUCACAGAGACAUUAAACCGCAAAACUUGCUGGUAAACCCACAUACUCACCAAGUAAAAUUAUGCGACUUUGGAAGUGCAAAAGUUCUGGUAAAAGGAGAGCCAAACAUUUCUUACAUCUGUUCUAGAUACUACCGUGCCCCGGAACUUAUAUUUGGUGCAACGGAAUACACUACUGCCAUAGACAUCUGGUCUGCUGGGUGUGUUUUGGCCGAAUUGCUGCUUGGACAGCCCCUCUUUCCUGGUGAGAGUGGAGUGGACCAGCUUGUGGAAAUUAUCAAGGUUUUGGGUACACCUACUAGGGAGGAAAUCAAAUGCAUGAAUCCCAACUAUACAGAAUUCAAAUUUCCACAGAUAAAAGCUCAUCCAUGGCACAAGAUAUUCCAUAAGCGCAUGCCUCCAGAAGCCGUGGAUCUUGUGUCACGUCUGUUACAGUAUUCUCCGAAUCUUAGAAGUUCAGCUUUGGAUGCUUUGAUGCAUCCCUUUUUUGAUGAGCUUCGAGACCCAAACACCCGCCUACCAAAUGGGCGAUUUCUUCCUCCGCUGUUCAACUUCAAGUCUCAUGAGAUAAAGAAGGUGCCAACUGAGAUGCUGGGAAAGCUGAUUCCUGAACAUGCGAGAAAGCAGUGUGCAUCCAUCAGUGCAUGAGUAUUCUUCAGUAUCUAUGUAUUUAUGUACUCUAGUUGUAGGCAAAACUAAAAGUUUAUGCUCAAUAUGCUAUCAUGUGGGGGUAUACUGACCCUUGCGUGUAGUUCAUGACAUAGUUGUAAUAGUUAAUCGUAUGCAAAGCUUAAUAUGUUUUUAAUUAGAACUAGAGAUGGUUUUGGAGUUGCA
Messenger RNA from Daucus carota subsp. sativus, 1744 nucleotides. Its product is annotated as shaggy-related protein kinase alpha. Bases 329 to 1558 code for a protein of 409 amino acids. The record is from RefSeq and is a predicted model, not a curated record. Gene Ontology annotation, molecular function: ATP binding; protein serine/threonine kinase activity. Gene Ontology annotation, cellular component: cytoplasm. The transcript is spliced from 13 exons. Lineage: Eukaryota; Viridiplantae; Streptophyta; Magnoliopsida; Apiales; Apiaceae. Gene Ontology annotation, biological process: protein phosphorylation; signal transduction.